GCCGGGCGCGGAGGGAUCCGGUCGUGCCUCCGCCCCGUCUGUCUUUGGGGAACCAGAUCAGGGCUGCCGCUACGUUGUCCCCACAGGUUUCUGUGCUCUGUCCCCACGGGUAGCCGGGCUCCUCUCCCCACGGGUGGCAUCUCCUCAUCCCGAGAGGCUGUGGGUGAUGGACUAAUCCAGCCAUGGGUAGUGUGAAUUACUCAAAAAGUCCCUGGCUACAAAGAUUUGCAAAUGGGAAACCUGUGAGAAAACCCAAACAGCAAGAGCCUUGGAAGGCAGCACCUGAUCAAAGCCGAGACAUCAUCGCUUCUGCUCAGUGCAUCUUGGACAGAGAAAAUUUUGUGAGGGAGCUGGACGUACAUUUGAAGCACAGGGAUUUCCUAGAACUGAGAAAGACAGAGCUUCUGUACAAAAAAUAUCUUGAGAAUGUUUCAGAGCCACUUAUGCAGAAAAUGAAGGACAAAAUGAACAGCCAGUCAGAGAAAGAAGUGUGGAAAAGGAGACAAGAACAAUUCUCUCAAUAUUUAAACUACUGUACAAAGAAGGGCUAUGUGUUUUUGGAUGAUUAUGACCCAUCAGAGUAUGAUCCAUUCUUCCAGAAGACAUGCACAGACUGCUGGAAGGUGGGAGCAGGAUGGAAUUCAUCAACCAGCACAAUGACGUCACCUGUGCUCCAGCUGACCACAGCAGCAAGCACAGCCAUCAAAGCUCCUUUUGAAGCAGUCUGACUGCAUUCAGCUGUUCUGAAUGCAAGCAUCCACAGGAAAUAAUCAGCAAGGACAGAAUAUUGACUGUAAACCCAGCAAACUUCCUGAGGAAAGAACGACAGAAUAAUGAAAAGGAAAAUAUAAGGCUGCAGACCUUCCCACUCAAUGGACAGGGGAAAAAAAGCCAGUAAAAGUGACAGCUCUGAAAAGACAUCUCCACCCUCCAAGAGGAGCUCAGGCACUCAUCUGGAAGGAUGUACUAACCAGAGGCACCAACUGCUUUGGGUGACCAAUGGACUCUAUUAAGGGAUAGAGAAGAGGUUUGUUUUGAUAUUAGGAAAAAUUUCUUCAUGGAAGGGGUUAUAAAGCUGCCCAGGGAAGUGGUGGAGCCAUCAUCUCUGGAAGUAUUACAAAACAUAUUGAUAUGGCACUUUAGGAUGUGGUUUAUUGGUGCUGUGUUAAUGACUGGAUUUGAUGAUUUUAAAGGUCUUUUCCAACCUUUAUGAUUCUAUAUAAACUGCUUUUUUAAAGGAAAUACCUUGGUUUGUUUAGGAUUGGAUUUUUUUUUGGAAGGGGUUGUUUAUUUGUUUUGAUUGAUUGACUCUGAAGCCAGCUGACAUGGCUGGGAAAAACAGGUAAAGGUUGGGAGUCUUUCUCCUGCCUCCAUUUUCCCAGCCUGCCAUAAAAGACCAAGAGUCCCCUUAAGGACCAUGGUGCAUUAGCACAGUCCCCUCAGUACAGCCAGAGGGCAGCUGAUGGCAUCAGGGGACACCAGCACAGCCACACACAAGGCCAACACACUCCUGUCACUCCUGGAGCCACCAGCAGCCUCUGAAACCAAUGAAAGGAAUGAAGACAAGAAAUCUGCUACUGUGGAAAAGGCAGUUUCCAUCAGGCCCUGGGAGAGAUAAUAAAAACUUUUAGCCAAUCUCCCCUAAUCAGUAAACACAGGAUACUGUGCUACAACAGAGGAAAUGUAUGAAUCAAUUUUCAAGAGGUUAAAAGCAAAAUCAAGUCACUCCAUCACAGUUGACACAAUGCUCAUUCCAAGCUAUUCAGCUGGGAAAAAAAUCCUCCCCAGAUGGACAAAAAACCACAACAGACAAGCUAGAUCCUUUUAUGUGUCCCUUUAAUAAAAUACAUUUGCAUAGUUAUCUUACAACUUUGUUCAAAUCCGAAGGUGAACAAUUGCCUCAUGCUAAGCACAGCCUGCAUUUGCAUGUCUCAACAACCAUCCCACACGUGACACUCAAGCUUGGGAAGGACAAGGAGGGGCUUUAAGGCAGCACACACCAGAACACAGCAGUUUUAUGGGUUCAUUACACUGAAGUAGCACAAUCCUGCAGCAGCUCCUGCUGCAGGCCAAGGAGUGUUGGCAUUCCUACCAGCAGACUUAUUUACAGGUGUUCCAACCCUGCCCAGGAGAAUCACACAGGGAUACAAUCUGACAAAGCUCUGAGAUGGCAGAAAUGUUCAGUGACCAGAGGGAGAAGUUUCAGUUAUUAGUGUGCAACUCUCUGAUGGAGCUUUGUGCCUUCUGCUCCUGACUGCACCAUCAACCACGUGGAGACAGAGCUUUGGGUGCUCCCAGCCCUCACCACCACGGGCUCCUCACACACCCAGCCCUGCCUCUGGUCCCAGUGGUGGCCCAGGGCCUUCCCUGCAUGGAUCCAGCUCUGGAUCAGGAACUAAGCUUGUGUCAAACCAGGCUUCUGUAGUUUGUUAGUCCAUUAUGCAAACCAGACAGUUACAGAAAUAGCAUUUUGGUACCCGUUCUUGUGCAUUUACAGCACUGUUUGGUUCUCACCCCCUGUGACACCAGGGCCCCUAUUCUCUGCUGGCCCACAGGAAACAACAUUUAGCAAGUACCACACUGCAGGCAACAGCAAACAGCAUAUUUUACUUUCCAUGUUGGCUUCAGUUUUACUUUUUAACCUUGUGUUAAAAAGCAACAUUUAGACUCUCAGCUCUUGCCUGGGAACCAUGAGUUCAACAAAGGACUCAGUUUUCCACCUUGCCCUUAGCUCCACAGCCAACCUCCUUUUUCACCCAGAUAAGGGCGAUUUUACUUGACUGGCUGGGAUGGCCAGCCUAACUCAACUCUAUGGUUUUUUUAUCAACAAAGGGGUGGAUUGCACUCAACCAGAGAAAAAGUAGCAUUUUUAAAUGUAAAGUCUGAUUUAAAUGCAACUUCCAAUAGCCACACUGCUUCAUUGAUACAGAAUAUUAUUUUUAAAGAAUCCUGCUGUAAAUACAUCCUUGGCAUAGUCUUUCCUUUGGAUGAUCUGAUGUGUGUAUCCAGCUCUUUCUGCACCACUGUGCAGGACAGCAGAGCUCUCAGGCAACUGUGCAGGAGCUGUGCUGGGCAGACUUCUGCAAUACAGAUGAAUACUGAAGGCAGGGACUAUGUCCCUCUCAAUCAGCAUUGUUAAGGUGUAUUUUUAUUAUUAUAUUUAUUAUUACACUUAAAAGAAUUUAGAGCAUACUCAGGUAAUACUGAAACAUGAAAAGAUAGCUGUGAAAGCACAAUUGCUUCACUUCAAUACUUUUCAGUUCAGACUUCGAGGCAGAGGUUUCCAUAAUUAUCAGUGCUCACACCUACACAACAACACAGGGCCACCUGUGUGAAACUUUGCCAAAAGUACUGUAAUCUUCAACUGUAUCAGUUUAAAAAAAAAAAUUAAGAAUUAGUGGAAUGCCACUUUAGGAGAUUUCCAAAACAAAUACCUUGUGAGGAUGGGAAGUUGUUUUUAAUAUUUCAAAGACAAUUAGCAGUAAUCUGGUAUACAAGGAAAACUGACUGAACAUUGAUUGUCAGUGUGGCUUAAUUCGCACAGAUGAACAGUGACUUUUUGCCUUUUAGAAAUUACAUAAUUUAGAAGAUUACCUAAAUCUUAGCCUACAGUACCUGACUGCUCAAUGCUACUGGUGCAGCACAACACAUUUCAGCCUGUAUUAAAUAGAAUUUCCAAGAGAGAAUUCAGAGAAGGCAAUUCUAGGUGAGUAGUGUAUUUUAGUAGAAACACUUAAAACAUGGUCUCAAAAGGAAAUCAAGUAAUCUGAAAUACUCAAAGGAUCAUCUAGCACAUUAUUUGCCUACAACAACAUGAUUUCAUUCUGUAACAAAAUACUGGUUCAGACAAAAUACAUCCAGAAUAAAAACCCAUUUGUAGUUUUCUGUAGGCACAUGGAAUAGACUGUAUUGCACAGAAGAUACAUCUCUGAACUAAAGGGCACAUAUACAUUAGUUGAUCAAGGAUUUAAAUACAUAACAUUGGAUUUUGGAGAAAGGCUUUUAAAUCUCUGCAACUGGAUUAACCUUUUCCUGAUAGUACCUUCACAACAUUCAUCUAUAUAUAUAUAUAUGUCUAUAUAGUAAACAAACAGCUUGUUUUGUAAACAUUUCUGAUUGCAUAAGUGACCUUUGCUGUUUCAUAACCAAGUUCAGGAAACCAACUAAAUUAAAUACUGUAUCUAGAGAUCUCUCUUGUUGUUACAAGAGCAGAGAACUAUUUAAUGAGAGAAGUAGUCUAGAAUCAAAUUAAUCCUUUUAUUUAAAGGGGAAAUCAAGGUUACAAGUUCCUCCUUCCCUCCAAACAUUAUAGUAAGCCAAGGGCAGCUCAUACUGCACUGCAUUUCCACCAGGCCAGGACUGUGGGCUGAGGAGCACAGUUCCAUCCUAAAUCUAAAUGCAAAUGCUCUGCCCUCACUCCAGGUUCUCUUAGUGUCUCUCUCCUGGCAACACCUCUUCAGUGAGGUAAUCUCUGCAUUAGGCUGCUGCUCUGUUUGCCAGGAGGAAGAGCAGCAGCUUUCAGACAGUACUUUAAACAUCAUUGCAGACCACAGCCAGAGACAAACAAUUCAGUACCAUGAACUAUUUAAUGAAAAGAAGGGGCAGGGGAAGGGCCUGGUCACACAGGGGCUGUGCAAGUACUUACUGCAGCAACUAAGCACAUUUGCCAAAACUGAAAGCAAAUAUGAAUGAUCAGGAUUUAGAGGAAGGAGGCUGUUAAGGGAUAAAAUGGGUUGAGCCAAAACAACCUGAAUUCCUGCCGUAGUACUACUGUGAAGGAAGAAAAACCAUUAAAAUAUCCUCCACUCUACACCUAAUAGUUCUUUUCCCUGUUAAAAAGGGUGUGAAAAGGCUGGAUGGAGUGCACCAGACCUAACCCUUAGAUCCUGUAGCAUGAUUGUAAUCACAGUGACUAUCAGCAGCAGACAGGUAGGGUUUGUAUCUGGAUGAGCCGUUGAAGGCCCCCAAUUUUAAAAGCUCAGUAUAUAAGAGAUUAAAUCAAGUCCAUUAGAACAAUAAUCAAUGAACAUUUUAAUUCUGCAAAAUAUGUACAUAACAACAUUAAAAGAACACAAGUGCCCAUUCCAAACAGCUCAGAUAAACUGUGCAAAUAGUGGGUCUUUGUGUGUCUGCAAUCCCACCAUGCAAACAAUACUUGAUAUGCAUGCUAAUGACUAUGAUUAUCAA
Messenger RNA from Haemorhous mexicanus (house finch), 5187 nucleotides. It is a transcript of the gene FAM228B, whose product is annotated as family with sequence similarity 228 member B. The record is from RefSeq and is a predicted model, not a curated record. The coding region runs from base 183 to 728 and encodes 181 amino acids. NCBI's taxonomy places the organism in Eukaryota, Metazoa, Chordata, Aves, Passeriformes, Fringillidae. The transcript is spliced from 8 exons.